Camelina sativa (false flax) is the source of this 1562-nucleotide messenger RNA. RefSeq lists its product as uncharacterized. The record is from RefSeq and is a predicted model, not a curated record. NCBI's taxonomy places the organism in Eukaryota, Viridiplantae, Streptophyta, Magnoliopsida, Brassicales, Brassicaceae.
CAAAAAAAUCUAAAACCCUAAAACAUAAAUAAUAAACAUAAUAUUAAGUCACACAGAAGACGAAGAAACGAAGAAGAAGAAGAAGAAGACCAAACGCUAAUCAAAUAAUCCUCAUCAAUCAUCAUCAUCAUCCCCAACUACUCCAUCGCCGGCGCCUGAACAAAAUGUCGACUACCCGUAGGAUCCGCGGCGAGAAUCGGUUUUACAACCCUCCUCCGAUGAGAAAACUUCAACAGGAGCGUGAGAAGAAGCGACUUGAAGCCGAGGAGGAGGAGAAGAAGAAGUUGAACGCUAAGGAGAAGAUUCUCGAUCGCCAGAUUAAGUCCAAGGAUAAGGAAGUUAAGAAACCCGACGAGUGCUCUACCUCCGAUUCCUCUCUUGUACCAGGUCGGGUCUCCUCCUCCUCCACCACCACCACCGGCACUUCCUCCAAUUUGGGCCGGUUUAUCGAGUGCACCACUCCCGUUGUCUCUACGCAAUACUUGCCUCUGAGAAGCAUUAAAGGGUGGAGAACCCGGGAACCAGAGCACUGUCCUUACUUCUUGCUUAAUGAUUUGUGGGAUUCGUUUGAGGAGUGGAGUGCCUAUGGUGUUGGGGUUCCCCUUCUCUUAAAUGGGAUUGAUUCCGUUGUUCAGUAUUAUGUUCCUUAUCUCUCUGGAAUUCAGCUUUAUGAAGACCCAUCUAGAGUUUCAACAAGUAAGAGGAGGCCUGGUGAAGAAAGUGAUGGUGACUCGCCUAGAGACAUGAGUAGCGAUGGCAGUAAUGACUGUAGAGAGCUUUCUCAGACUUUAUACAGAGCCUCUUUGGAAGAGAAACCUUGCAUAGGUUCAUCGAGUGAUGAGAGUGAGGCCAGCAGUAUCUCUCCUGGUGACCUUGUCUUUGAGUAUCUUGAAGCUGCUAUGCCAUUUGGCCGUGAACCAUUGACUGACAAGAUCUCAAACCUGUCAUCACAAUUUCCAGCACUCAGAACAUACAGGAGUUGUGACCUAUCACCUUCGAGUUGGGUCUCUGUAGCUUGGUACCCAAUAUACCGAAUACCAUUAGGUCAAUCGUUACAAAACCUGGACGCUUGCUUUUUAACAUUCCACUCCUUAUCAACACCCUGUCGAGGUUCAAGCAAUGAGGAAGGUCGAAGCUCAAGCAAAUCGGUUGCGUCAUCGAAGCUUCCAUUGCCGACUUUUGGUCUAGCUUUCUACAAGUUUAAGCUGUCGGUGUGGAGCCCAGAGAGUGACGCUGACGAGAACCAGAGAGUCGGGACGCUGCUACAAGCAGCUGAAGAGUGGCUCAGGCGGUUGAAGGUGAUCCUACCAGACUUUAGACACUUCAUAAUGCAUAGUGGUUCCGCGUGGAGAUGAUAUUUAAUAGUCGUUUCCUAAAACUAUAAAUAACGAGAGUGAUAUAUAGCAAAAGUGAAGCAUCUUUCAGCAACUUUUGUUUGUUUUUUUUUUUGAAGGGGAAAAUGAGAAUCUGUAUAGACACUGAUCGUAAAUUUGUGUUUUAUUACCGUGGAAACUUGCUAUGUAAUGGACAUAGUUUGGAAGAAAAAGAAAAAAGAGUUUAUC